Molecule: messenger RNA, 4932 nt
Organism: Sardina pilchardus (European sardine)
Lineage: Eukaryota; Metazoa; Chordata; Actinopteri; Clupeiformes; Clupeidae
Gene: trim2b
Product: tripartite motif containing 2b
Exons: 12
Coding region: 484-2433 (649 amino acids)
Biological process (GO): negative regulation of translation; protein polyubiquitination; proteasome-mediated ubiquitin-dependent protein catabolic process
Molecular function (GO): translation repressor activity; protein binding; zinc ion binding
Source: RefSeq, a predicted model, not a curated record
CAUAGCGCUGAGGAGGGGAAAAAAAGAGAGAGAGAGAGAGAGGAGGAGGAGGAGGAGGAGGAUAGCAGAGAGGAGGCGAGGAGAUGCGUGGAACACGCUGUUGAGCGCACACCCAGCCCCCAUCACACGGACGCGACAUGUCUCUCUACGACGUGGAGCACACGCUCUCAGCUCUCCGCUCCUUCAGCCGCCGCAACAUCAAGGAGCUUGAGUAAGAUGGCGAGGUCUGCGCAGGCCUUCAGCCCUCCUCACCUCUGGAGUGCCAGCCCCAGCGCCACCCUGCUGCGCCCCUGAUCCUUACUGCAGCCGUACCCGCUCUCCAGCGCCACUCACCCACUCACCGCCCCCCGCGCCACAGAGCCCCAGUGGCGUGGCCUGUCGCAGGGUGCUUUUUGUCCCUCAGCAGCCACCGUGGAGCCGCAGCAAAGGUCCCCAGACAGCAGCAGUGAGGAGUGCACGGUGCUGGAGGCUCUGCCCAACAAGAUGGCACUGCCCACCUGCGCACAGCACCAGCGCAAGGAGGUGGAGCUGUACUGUGUGCCAUGUGCUGGGCCCGUGUGUGGGGAGUGUGUGAGCGGCGAGCACGCUGACCACACCACAGAGCCCCUCUCGGACGCUGUGGAGAAGCUACGCCACACGCUGCAGGAGAGAGUGACCGCUGCCACAAACAGACUGCCCCAGAUCGCCGUGGCACGCCAGUCGCUGAGAGACAUCCUGCAGCAGCUCAGCGGCCAGAGGAGCUCCAUCGAGGAGGACAUCCACUCCGCCUUCUCCGAGCUCCACAAGACGCUGGACGUGCGCAAGAGCGUGCUGCUGAUGGAGCUGGAGGUCACCUACACCCUCAAGCAGAAGAUUCUGCAGGCCCAGCUGGACGCUCUGCUGCAGGGCGAGGAGAGCAUCACCAGUAGCCGCAGCCUGACCGAGCAGGCGCUGGACGGGGGCAGCGACGCGGCCGUGCUGCUGACCCACGGCGCCGAGGCCGAGAGGCUGAGCGAGCUGGCCAGCCAGGGUCUGCCCCUGCAGCCCGAGGAGAACGACCAGCUGGACCUCUACAUGGAGUCGGAGGAGCUGAAGAAGUCCAUCCACAACCUGGGCACCAUCGUCACCACCAGCGCCGUGGCCAGCCAGACGGAGGCGUCGGGCGAGGGGCUGGAGCAGUGCGCCGUGGGCAUCCCCACCUCCGUCACCAUCGUGACGCGCGACAAAGCCGGCGGGCCGUGCAAGGCCGGGAACGCCGUGAUCUCGGCGGAGGUCUUCACGCCGGACGGCAGCAUCGCCGACGGGGAGAUCCUGGACAAUAAGAACGGGACGUACGACUUCGUCUACACCAUCCAGAAGGAGGGCAACUUCAGCCUGGCCGUGAGGCUGUACGACCAGCACAUCAAGGGCAGCCCCUUCCACCUGCGGGUGACCAGCUCCCCUGACGACUCGCAGGUGCUCUCCACGCCGUCCUCGGCGGCCAACGCCGGCUCGUCCGGCUCGUCGGGCGGCGCCAAGCGACGCGGCGCCAAGUCCCCGGGGUCGGGCAGUCGCAGUCGCCAGAGAGGGGUGCGGCGGGCGGGGAGCAUGUUCAGCACCCCCAAGAAAAAGGCCAACCCCAUAGAGGACGACCUCAUCUUCAAAAUAGGAACGAAAGGGAGAAAUAAAGGGGAGUUCACCAACCUGCAAGGAGUGGCUGCAUCCGCCACAGGAACCAUCCUCAUCGCAGACAGCAAUAACCAAUGCGUGCAGGUGUUUUCCAAUGAAGGGGUGUUCCAAAACCGCUUUGGGGUACGAGGGCGGUCGCCAGGACAACUGCAGCGGCCUACAGGAGUGGCAGUCCAUCCCAAUGGUGACAUCAUCAUCGCUGACUAUGACAACAAGUGGGUCAGCAUCUUCUCCAGCGAAGGGAAAUACAAGGGUAAACUGGGCUCCGGGAGGCUGAUGGGUCCAAAGGGAGUCUCUGUGGACAAUAAUGGACACGUCAUCGUGGUGGACAACAAGGCUUGCACCGUCCUCAUCUUCCAGACCAGUGGCAAGCUCGUCGCCAAGUUCGGUAGCCGUGGAAACGGAGAUAAACAGUUUGCAGGACCACACUUCGCUGCAGUGAACGGCAACAAUGACAUCAUAAUCACAGAUUUCCACAACCAUUCUGUAAAGGUGUUCAAUACAGACGGAGAACUGCUACUGAAGUUUGGUUCAAACGGUGAGGGCAAUGGGCAGUUCAAUGCUCCGACUGGUGUUGCAGUAGACGCCAAUGGGAACAUCAUUGUGGCAGACUGGGGGAACAGUAGGAUACAGGUGUUCGAUAGCAGUGGCUCUUUCCUCUCCUACAUCAACACAUCGGCUGACCCCCUGUAUGGUCCCCAGGGCCUGGCCCUCACCUCUGAUGGCCAUGUGGUGGUCGCCGACUCUGGGAACCACUGCUUCAAGGUGUACCGCUACCUACAAUAAACAACGGGGAAGUGUUUCUAACCCAACCAGACCCCAGAUGCACCCCACCACCCGCAGUCUCUGGCAAACUGGAAAAGUUUCUCAAAACGGAACUAAAACAGAAAUCGGCUCCAAAGGAGCUUUUGUUUAGGGCCCCCACUCACACACCACUUCCGAUUUCCUGUACUAAAAACAAGAGGAGAUUUUCACUGGGUUAUGCCUCCUCUCUCCCCAUGGCAGUCCUCAUCGCCUGGGGCAUUUCAGACAUCUCAAAAAACAAUUUUGCAAAGUGCCAUCCCCAUUACCAAGUACACCAGAAUUUUAGUUCAGAAUGGGCAUGUCUGGUAAUCUUGUAAUGCAAAAAGGGAAUGUUUCAUUCUUUAUUUAGGCCUUUGGGUGCCUAGUACAACAUGUUUGACCCUGGUUUAUGUCAUUGCAACAAUUACAGAACAGAGAAAAGAACUAGAGUUACUGUGCGGCAGUGGUAUGCCUUCACACAGUCCUUAAUUUGAGUGGCAAGGCAUGUGCAUUAUAGAGUGGUACGGAAUUGAACCAGUUGAUUAGUCCAAGUGGUGAAUGUUCAUACCAAAUUUGAAGAACGUACGUGCCUCAAGGCAUUCUUGAGAUAUCAAGACGUUCACGAGAAUGUGACAAAGAUUUGGUCACAGUGACAAUGAAUUCUGACCUCCAAAAUCAAUCCAGUCCAUGUUAGAGUUAAUGUUAAAGUUCACACCAAAUUUGAAGAACAUGCCUGAAGGCAUUCUUGAGAUAUUGUGUUCACGAGAACAGGGCAUACAUAUAGUCAGAGUGACCUUGGACUUCCACAAUCAAAGCAGUUCAUCUUAGAGUCCAAGUAAACUUUCACACACAAUUUGAAGCUCGUGCCUAGAAGCAUUGUUGAUAUAUGACGUUUACGAGAUCAGGACUGACAGACGUAUGGACAACUCGAAAACAUGCCGGUGCGGAGUUAUAAAAAACAGCAAACAACAUGGCUGUUCAAGACACUACAAGUUACUGUAGUUGUGCUGACAUCUCUUGAAACAUAUAUAAGGACAGCAUACCAUAUGACCGCAAAAUAUAUCAAAUAAUAGUGCCAUUAAUGGAACAGCCAGCAAGCAAUACAGCUCCCAUAGGCCACCUCACGUCCAAAGACAAGAAAAAUAAUACAUGGCCCUUAAAAUAGCUGUUUCCUGUGGAGAGAACACCUCAAGCAUGUUUUGCUUCCUCCAAAAUCUCUUGCUUGAUAAUAUCUUAACCGAAGGAUGUGUCCAUUUCAAUCCCUGGUCCAAAAUAAACCUAUGCUUGAUCAAGGCAGAUUAUAGAUAUUGACUGGUUAUUGUAAUCCUAACAAAAGAGACAUAAAUCAUUUUUACUACUUGUUUAAUGGGGACAAAUUCAUGAAUAAUGCGCAAUUGGCAUUUAACAAUGUGUUGCCUAAAGCCAAGUGAACUUGUGGAUUGGACUUUGAUCCCACAGUCCAUUAUAAUAUUUCUACAUAGAGAUAUUCUGCUUGUCACUUUGUAAUUUUGAGUCUGCACACCCUUUAGCUAUUUUUUGCUAUCAAUAUAGUGAAAUGAUGUCCAUGAAAAUGCACUAUUUUAGAAUUAGGCUAUAGCUUUUCUAACAGUCAUACAAAAUAACAGCUGUUCAACACAAAGGUAGGGUUCUGCUCAAUAUAAGCUCUUCGUCAUUUCGCGAGUUUUGCAAGUUGUCGUCCCAAAAAGGAAGAGUACAUUUGUCUAUUUUUAAUAAAUAAUAGUUUGAAAAGUCACUCUAUUCAGAAAUGUCAGUCAUUUGACAGGAUUUUACUGUUGCAUUCCACAAUAAAGACCAAGCUUGGGCAUGAUAUUGCUUGCCUGUUAGAUGUUAGUUAUCACUGUAUACCAGAGCAACUUGCAUGUGUUAUACCACAAAUCGUGGCACUAGGCUACAGCUAAAUAACAAAAAAAACAAUAUAAAAAAUAGCAGCAUCUUUAUCAACGCACUGAUUCAUUCUCACUUUAAAUGUUAUGUUGGCUUUUUUGUCAGACAAACUCAUUCAUACAACUUUACACUAUUAUGUUCCACAUUGUAACGUUUACAUUUAUGAAGCUGGUGUUAUUUAUCAAGUAUUGCACUUAAAGAAUGUAUAUUUAUUUCAGAUUGUGUUUUUCUAUACAGUAUUAUUUGGAUAUUGUUUUGAAUUAUCAUGAAUGUUAUUUUUUAUAAGCCAUGAUGAUUUGUGUUCACGUUGGAAGAAGAUUGUGUAGACGUAAGAUUCAACCGAAUGUUCAUCGUUCAUGCCUCAAUUUCAGCCUUAACGUAAAUUUUGUCUCAAAUGUAAUUAUUUUAUCCAUUUAAAGCAGUGCUAGUUCAAUCAACAACAUGUGACUGACUUUACAAGAAUCAAUUUUCCCAUAGAUCUUCUACCUUCACUCUGAUGUCAGAUUGUUUCCAUACAGCCGAGACCUUCAGUACAGUACAGUUAAUUCUUCACUGCUAAUGUACAACGCAUCAAUAAAGGACUGAGUAGAUCAUGGA